AUGGGCGAUGAUGCGGGGACGCCCGCGGUGGUGUCACCGUCCUCUUCGUCCGUCGCGGACGGCGCGAGAGGCGCGAUCGCGGGCGUCGCGUCGCGAUUCGUCACCCAUCCGCUCGACACGAUGAAAUCACGCGCGCAGGUCCUCGGCGCGCUCGCGUCGACGUCCGGGACGACGAUGCUCGGGAGAGGGUUAUACAGUGGGUUCGGCGCCGUGGUGAUGUUCGCGCCCGCGGCGUCGGGGGCGUACUUCGUCGGGUACGAGAGCGGACGACGAGAGCUCGGAGACGGCGCGCUCGCGCUCGCGGCGACGGGAAUGUGGGCGCAGGCUCUCGCGGGGGUCGUGUACACGCCCAUGGACGUGAUAAAGGAGCGGUUGCAAACGCAAGCGGUGUUAGGGGUCGAUGAGCGCGCGGGGACGUAUCGGAAUUGGGCGCACGCCGCGCGGGUCAUCGCGCGCGAGGAGGGCGCGCGCGGUUUGUUUCGAGGGUACUGGGCACAGAAUUUCGUCUGGUGGCCGUGGUCGGCGACGUAUUUCGUGAUUUAUGAACGCCUGCGGGGGUUCAUCGGGGGCGGCGAGGAGGUGAUGCCGGCGGUGAGCUCGGCGUGCGGGCUCGGCGCGGCUGCGGCGGCGACGACGCUGACGCACCCGCUCGAUUUGGCCAAGACGCGUUUGCAGACGCUUCGGUUCGACGAUCGCGCGUCGGCGACACUGUUUAGCGUUCUACGACGCGUGGUCGAGCGCGACGGUGUGAGAGGAUUGUUCGCGGGUGUCGUCACGCGCGUGGCGUCCGUGGCGCCGGGCUCGGCUAUUAGUUUCGGCGCGUACGAGACCCUUCGACAGAGCGGGUGGUGA
This is a messenger RNA of Ostreococcus tauri, 852 nucleotides long. Its product is annotated as Mitochondrial substrate/solute carrier. The record is from RefSeq and is a predicted model, not a curated record. NCBI's taxonomy places the organism in Eukaryota, Viridiplantae, Chlorophyta, Mamiellophyceae, Mamiellales, Bathycoccaceae. Gene Ontology annotation, cellular component: mitochondrial inner membrane. The coding region runs from base 1 to 852 and encodes 283 amino acids. The transcript has a single exon. Gene Ontology annotation, molecular function: S-adenosyl-L-methionine transmembrane transporter activity.